UGUCAUGGCGGCCCCCGUGGCGCUCAUCCAAGGGGCCAGCAGAGGACUGGGCCUCCAGUUCUGUCGGCACAUCUUGAAGAACAGCCCCGCCGCCUUCCUCGUAGCGACGUGCCGGAGCCCGGAGGACGCGGCCGAGCUGCGGGGCCUCGCGGGGGGCCAGCGGCCGGGCAGGGUGACGGUCCUCCGGCUGGACGUGAGCCGGGAGGAGGACGUCCGCGCAGCCGCAGACCGGGUGAGGGAGAGCUUCGGGCGGCUGGACCUGCUCGUGAACUCCUCGGCCAUGCUGCACCCCUCCGGCCGAGGGGAGACCAGCCUGAGGGACGUGUCCGCGCAGGGCGUCAUGUCCACCUUGAUGACCAACGCGGUGGGCCCCCUGAUCGUGGCCAAGUAUUUCGCCCCCCUCCUCCAGAAGGGGGGCGGUGGCUUUGGUUGUCAGCCCCCCGAGGAAGAGAAGCGGCACAGCGGCAUCAUCGUCAACAUCACCGCCAAAGUGGGAUCCAUUGGCGACAACGCUCUGGGGGGCUGGUACAGCUACAGGAUGUCUAAGGCAGCCCUCAACAUGGCCACCAGGAAUCUGUCCAUAGAGCUGAGUCGCAGCCGACCCAAGGUUCUGUGUGUGUCUCUACAUCCGGGGACCGUGGACACGGACCUCUCCAGGCCGUACCACAGGAACGUCCCGAGGGCCCGGCUGUUCGGGGCCGAGCUCUCCGUGCAGCACCUCAUGAGCAUCGUGGACUCUCUGGACGGGGAGCAGACCGGCAAGGCCUUCAGCUGGGACGGGACGGAACUGCCCUGGUAAACAAACAAACAAACAAACAAACAAACAGACGGACACCUCCUUCCCACGGAGGAGGAGGUGGAGCAGCCUCACGUGGACCUCGUGAUGCUCGUUGUUGUUGACCAGUGUGUUUUCUCUUCAUCGGUACACAACAACACAUUAAUACAAACUUAUAGAUCCUAACGAUGAAGGAUUUAAGCAGAUCGAUAAGAUUGGAGGCAGAAAACCCGCUGGACUUAUUUAAAGCCUCAACCGUUAUAAUAUUAAUAAUUCACAAUAUUAUAGACUAAAUUAAUAAGACAAUGUCAUGUAAUGCAGAGAAGAAUUUCACUUUGGGAUCAAUAAAAGUGUACAUUUUUAUUAAAGUAUGACAUAAUAA
Molecule: messenger RNA, 1157 nt
Organism: Cyclopterus lumpus (lumpfish)
Lineage: Eukaryota; Metazoa; Chordata; Actinopteri; Perciformes; Cyclopteridae
Exons: 4
Coding region: 5-799 (264 amino acids)
Source: RefSeq, a predicted model, not a curated record